AUGAGGGAGGUUGGCGUGGGUGGGAGGAGUUCGGUUUGUUGGAAGGGGGUAGGCGGGGGUGUGAAACGGUUUGUGGUAUUAAUCGAGGAGGCAAGUCGUAUGGGGGGGGAUCGGCUGGUGGGUGUGGGGUUUAGAGAAAGAGAGAAACCGAAGGCCGAACGGUGUGGGAGUCGGCUAGGGAGGAAGCCGAAUGGGGUAGGGGGUGAGGGGUAUCAAGCCGAAGGAGAGAGGGAGAGGCAAGAGCGGCUUGAAGGCGAGUUACGUGUGAGUGUUCGGCUCGUCUCCCUUCUCCUCUUCCUCUCCCUCUUCCUCUCCUUACAUUUCAACACUUCAAGACCACAAGAAUGGAUCAAGGCCGGUUUCUGGUACACCGGCAGCGAGUUCCCGGUGCCCAACAUAAACUCGGCUCUUUUCACUCACCUCAUAUGUGCUUUCGCAUACAUCCAUCCUUCCACCCAUGAGCUGUUCUUACGAGACUCCGAUGAGCCAUAUGUAUCCUCCUUCACAUCCACAAUCAAAAGAAGCAACCCCUCGGUUACCCCACUUUUGUCCAUAUGGACACAGAAUGGAUACUAUGCAGACAACGGGAAUUCAUCGGAUUUUUUAACGAUGGCUGAGAACCCCGUUUAUCGGAAGAGUUUCAUCGACUCAUCGAUCAAAAUGGCUAGGAAUUACGGGUUUGAGGGACUUGAUCUUUCGGUAUCUACUUUAUUGAGUACAAAAGGAAACAUGACCAGCUUAGGGACUUUAUUCGAUGAAUUUCGAGCUGCUGUGGAUACUGAGUUGACUCAUGGUCGUACAAAACUGAUAUUGACCAUGUGGGGGCAUUACUCGCCUGGACUCGACUCGGUGAGUUACCCGGUUGACUCGGUAUGCAGGAACUUCGACUGGGUGCAUGUUAGAUCAUACGACUUUCAUACACCUUUAAAGGAUAAUUUCACAGCCGGCCAUGCAGCUCUAUAUGAUCCAUCUAAUCGGGUGAAUACGGAUUAUGGUAUAAAUGAAUGGAUAAGAAGUGGGUUACCGGCGAGCAAGCUGGUGCUAGGCUUAGCAUACCAUGGCUACGCCUGGACCCUCGUGGACCCUCGAGAUAACGGUAUUGGUGCACCGGCUAAAGGUCUGGCCAUUACAAGAGAUGGGUCGAUGAGUUAUGAGUACAUCAGGAUGUAUCUGAAAAGUUACAGGACUAGUACGGUGUACAACUCGAGUUAUGUAGUAAAUUAUUGCACAAUUGGUUCAUUUUGGAUCGGAUUCGAUGCACAGGAGGCUAUCAGAACUAAAGUUGCCUAUGCAAAAAAGAAAGGGCUUCUUGGUUAUAAUGUAUGGCAGGUCCCUAAUGACUACAACUGGGAACUCUCCAAGGCUGCUGCACAAGAGGAUAAAUACCGUCAUCAGAAGCGAUUAUUGGUGAUUACUUUGUCCAUAGUUGCUUCCAUUAUCCUGCUACUAGGUUGCAUAAUCUGCUACCUGAGGAGAAGGAUCAUAUCAAAAGUGAAACUGAUGAUGAGUCGAGACAAAUCAUCAUCUUACAACCAGCAAGUAAUAAGCUUUGCUGACAUAAGGGAAGCUACAAAUAACUUCUCAGAAGAAAAUAAGCUUGGUGAGGGUGGAUAUGGACCCGUUUAUAAGGGAAGAUUAUCAAGUGGACAAGAGGUAGCAGUAAAAAGACUUUCACAGGAUUCUAAACAAGGACUCGAGGAGUUCAAGAAUGAGGUGAUGAUUGCAACGAGGCUACAACACGUCAAUCUAGUAAAACUCUUGGGAUUCUGCACAGAAAGGGAAGAAAAGAUGUUGAUCUAUGAAUUCAUGCCAAAUAAAAGCUUAGAUUUCUACCUCUUUGAUCCAAGUAGAAGAUCAAUGUUGAACUGGGAGAAAUGGGUUGACAUAAUUGAAGGGAUAAUCCAAGGACUACUCUAUCUCCAAGAGUACUCAAGACUUACAAUAAUUCACAGAGAUUUGAAAGCAAGCAACAUUUUACUUGAUGCUGAGAUGAAGCCUAGAAUAUCAGAUUUUGGGAUAGCAAGAAGCUUUCAGAACAAUGAAAUUGAAGCAACUACUGAUCGGAUUGUUGGAACCUACGGAUGUGUUCCUCCUGAGUAUAUAAAAGAAGGCGUGUACUCAAGAAAAUAUGAUGUUUACAGCUUUGGGGUUCUCCUUCUGCAAAUAAUAAGUGGGAAGAAGAACUACUAUGUCUACGGACCACAUCAAAACCUAAAUCUCCUGGAAUACGCAUAUGUUCUGUGGAAAGAAGGCAGAGGCAUGGAGUUCAUAGAUCCUUCAUUUGAUGAUGCAUUUUCAAGAUAUAAACCAACAAGAUGCAUGCAAGUCGCCCUGCUAUGUGUUGAAGAAAAAUGGGAACAGAGGCCUUCAGUGUUGGAAGUUUCAGCUAUGCUAAGAAAUGAAUAUGCAAAUGUGCCUAUGCCUAAAAGACCUGCUUUCUCAACAAAUAAAUAUGAAGAAGAAAAGAAAAUUGGAACGACUGAAAAGCUCCAUUCAGUUGAUAUUGCAACCAUUUCCCAACUUUUACCUCGUUGAGUUGUAUAUAUGAUUGAGGCUCCCUCCAAUCUUCAUUCAUAUUGUUAGCUUUACGUCCAAAUGUAUAGUUGAUGGCUUUUCCGUGAUAUGAGAAUAUGUGGUACGUCAUCAGAUUAGUCUUCAAAAGAGUCUUUGGCGUGAGAAAAGAGGUUCCAUUGUAAGACUACGACACGGCCCCUCCAACAAAGGCUAGAUC
This is a messenger RNA of Cynara cardunculus var. scolymus (artichoke), 2731 nucleotides long. RefSeq lists its product as uncharacterized. Gene Ontology annotation, molecular function: chitin binding; protein kinase activity; ATP binding. Lineage: Eukaryota; Viridiplantae; Streptophyta; Magnoliopsida; Asterales; Asteraceae. The transcript is spliced from 8 exons. Gene Ontology annotation, biological process: carbohydrate metabolic process; protein phosphorylation. The record is from RefSeq and is a predicted model, not a curated record. The coding region runs from base 1 to 2535 and encodes 844 amino acids.